AUGGAAAAUUGGGGAAGACAGAAUAUAUAUUCAGCUUAUGAAGAAAGGAAUAAUCAAACAUAUGUUACAGAAUUCAACCUCCUAGGAUUUGGAAAUCUCUCUGAACUGCAAAUUCUUCUUUUCCUUCUGUUUCUAGUGAUCUACAUUGUGACUAUAGGUGGGAACAUCCUCAUUAUGGUUCUAGUGGUGGUUGAUCGGCACCUACACACACCCAUGUACUUCUUCCUGGGGAACUUGUCCUGCUUGGAGACCUGCUAUAGCUCCACCAUCCUGCCCAGGAUGCUGGUCAGUCUCCUGACCGCAGUGAUUAAACUCUCCUGCAGUGACACCAGCCUGAUCACACUCGUGACCUUUAUAUUAUCUUCUGUAGACACCCUGCCCCCAUUUCUAUUAACCCUGACAUCCUAUGCUUUUAUCAUCUCCACCAUCCUGAGAAUCCCAUCCACCACCCGAAGAAGAAAGGCAUUUUCCACCUGUUCCUCUCACCUUAUUGUGGUUACAAUUUUCUAUGGGACCCUGAUGAUUGUGUAUAUGUUACCAGACACUGAGACACUGAGAGAACUCAACAAAGUGUUCUCUCUCUUCUACACAGUCUUGACUCCCAUGGUCAAUCCUCUCAUCUACAGCCUGAGAAACAAAGAGGUCCAAUGUGCCCUAAGAAAAUUAAUUGCGCACAGAAAUUGA
Gopherus flavomarginatus (Mexican gopher tortoise) is the source of this 684-nucleotide messenger RNA. Its product is annotated as olfactory receptor 1030-like. Lineage: Eukaryota; Metazoa; Chordata; Testudines; Testudinidae. Gene Ontology annotation, molecular function: G protein-coupled receptor activity; olfactory receptor activity. The coding region runs from base 1 to 684 and encodes 227 amino acids. The record is from RefSeq and is a predicted model, not a curated record. The transcript is spliced from 2 exons. Gene Ontology annotation, biological process: G protein-coupled receptor signaling pathway. Gene Ontology annotation, cellular component: membrane.